This is a messenger RNA of Saccharomycodes ludwigii, 459 nucleotides long. RefSeq names its product SNAP receptor SEC22 (gene SEC22). The transcript has 2 exons. The record is from RefSeq and is a predicted model, not a curated record. Bases 1 to 459 code for a protein of 152 amino acids. Gene Ontology annotation, cellular component: endoplasmic reticulum-Golgi intermediate compartment; endoplasmic reticulum membrane; Golgi membrane. Gene Ontology annotation, biological process: retrograde vesicle-mediated transport, Golgi to endoplasmic reticulum; vesicle fusion with Golgi apparatus; endoplasmic reticulum to Golgi vesicle-mediated transport. Gene Ontology annotation, molecular function: SNAP receptor activity. NCBI's taxonomy places the organism in Eukaryota, Fungi, Ascomycota, Saccharomycetes, Saccharomycodales, Saccharomycodaceae.
AUGAUUAAAUCCACUCUAAUAUUCAGAGAUGAUGAAAAGGGUUAUCCAAGAAACAUAUGUUUUAGCUAUCUAAAAGAUGUGAGCACAGAAUUCGAACACAGCUAUGGUAAUGAGUACAAUAAACCAAAUAUUAGACCAUAUGCAUUUGUUACUUUUGAUAAUUUUUUGCAAAAAACCAAAAAGAUUUAUAAUGAUAAUCGUGUUCACUCAAACCUAGAUCAAUUAAAUCAAGAUUUGCAGGGUGUCAAACAAAUCAUGACUAAAAACAUUGAAGAUAUUCUAUACAGAGGUGAUUCUUUGGAUAAGAUGAGUGACAUGAGUGCUUCUUUAAGACAAGAUGCUAAGAAAUAUAGAAGAUCUGCACGAAAAAUUAAUUUACAGCUAUUGAUUAGCCAAUAUGCACCAGUGGCUUUUGUUGCAUUUCUGUUCGUUUUUUUAAUUUGGUGGAAGUUUUUAUAA